This is a messenger RNA of Nematostella vectensis (starlet sea anemone), 691 nucleotides long. RefSeq lists its product as uncharacterized. Lineage: Eukaryota; Metazoa; Cnidaria; Anthozoa; Actiniaria; Edwardsiidae. The transcript is spliced from 3 exons. The coding region runs from base 17 to 589 and encodes 190 amino acids. The record is from RefSeq and is a predicted model, not a curated record.
AGAAAAACACUUGUGAAUGCAAUUCGCGUGGCUAAGUUCAGCUAAUAUGAUGAUUGGUGUUCUGGUUUUCGCUCUAGCGGCUUGCACAGCUUGGGCCGGGCUAGUGAAACGUGCAGACCCAACAAGUGACGGAUGGAAAAGGAUUAAUCUGAGAGAGGUGUGCUAUGAGGGCAAAGGCAACAGAUACGGGACCGUGUUAAAUUACGGCUCGGGGCGACUAGUAGGAGCCAUUAAGCUCGUCUACAAGCACGGCACGAUCCGCUGCGUCUCCAACACAGCCUACAACAGCCGAUGGGGAUGCCACCAUUACUGGAAGAACUACCCCCUGGACGUAGUCAUCACGGACAAGAACAAUGAAGUCAUCUACCCGAAAUCCGAGUUUAUUAGGCACAGCUCUGGCAAGUGGUACUACCUACCCUUCACUAAUGAACAACACUCCGACGAGUUGGUGUUCACCGACUUUUGCCAGCCCUUCUACUUCCCUCAAUACGCAGAGAUGCGAAUCUGGUACGGAGAAGAUCUCACUGGGUGGAGUGAAGGCGACAAUCAAGGGCGUGUAUGCGUAGAUGUGUAUGCCAGAUUCAUGUAGUAGUGCCAAGACCAUUCAUCUGUUCCUAAAAUUCAUGUACCUGGUGUAGUUUAGAUGUAUAAUGCCAGGUUUAUUGCUUGGAUAAAGAUAACGUUAGCGUUA